AUGUCAAACGUGAGCAACGCCCUCAUUUGGGAAUUAACCAAAAAGAACAACUGCUUUUUAAAAAAGAACAAAAGUGGAAGAAAAGGAAAUUUCCUAUGCGACUCGUACAAUAUUAACUGCAAGAACACGCCCUCAAGCAGUGGACUCGUGAAACACAAUGGCGUAAAUCUCCGAUUGCAGAAGGGGAAAGUUGUGUUGUGCGUCAAAUCCAAGGAUCAAAACACCACCACGAACAAUGUAUACAGAACCAAGAAUAAGGGAACAGCCAUGAAGCUAAUUGAUGAACACACAAAGCUUGUAAGUAGCAAGAACAAGAAACAGCUAAUUAAGAAAUACAACCGUAUGUCCAAAAUGUACAAUUGCAACAACAAGGGGAAUAAAUAA
Messenger RNA from Plasmodium fragile, 384 nucleotides. RefSeq lists its product as uncharacterized. Lineage: Eukaryota; Apicomplexa; Aconoidasida; Haemosporida; Plasmodiidae. The transcript is spliced from 3 exons. The record is from RefSeq and is a predicted model, not a curated record. The coding region runs from base 1 to 384 and encodes 127 amino acids.